Messenger RNA from Fundulus heteroclitus (mummichog), 2984 nucleotides. RefSeq names its product forkhead box protein B1. The transcript has a single exon. Gene Ontology annotation, molecular function: DNA-binding transcription factor activity, RNA polymerase II-specific; RNA polymerase II cis-regulatory region sequence-specific DNA binding. The record is from RefSeq and is a predicted model, not a curated record. Bases 1011 to 1913 code for a protein of 300 amino acids. Gene Ontology annotation, biological process: anatomical structure morphogenesis; regulation of transcription by RNA polymerase II; cell differentiation. Lineage: Eukaryota; Metazoa; Chordata; Actinopteri; Cyprinodontiformes; Fundulidae.
CUGAAACGCAUCUGAUCUUCGGAAAACGGUCCAAAAAUCUUUUUUCUUUCAGUUUCCAGAAUUAAUUGAACUAAAAUAUAAUUUUCCUCACAGUCCGCGAAUAGUGAUCAUAAAAAAAGAAGAAACAGCGCAAAUAAAACCAACAGGAAAACGGCCCUAAAAUAAAAUGUUAGUUUUCUCCAAAUAACAGAUAAAAUAAAUGGGAAAUAAAAAUCUGCUCCUGGAGGUUCUGGCGGUUUUUAGUUCGUUCACCUGAACCUUCCUCAGCCUCCUCUUCCUCAGGAGAAUAAAGAAAUGAAAACGGCUCCAACAGCAGCUCUCAGCGGACCUAUUUGUCACAGCAAAUUAGAGGGGGCCCUCAGCAGCCCACUCACAAACACGCACACACCCGCACCCACGCCCACGUCGUGCGUGAGAGGUUCCACGGCAACUCUGCGGAGCGCACCGCGGCUCCUCCCCGACUCCAGGCUUCUCUGCUCGGUCGGAGCUCCUGCAGCUGCUCCUUUAGUCAGUCCUGGCGCGUCCAUGUGAGCGUGCGCAGUUGAGCCCAAACUGCCCCCCCCCCCCUUCUUUUCUCAUCGCGGUCACGUGGCUGUGGAAAAGUGUCCCAUUAAUGAAGCUCCUCUCUGUCAGCGCCGUCAGCCGCAGGAGGAGCCGCGCACGGAGCUGAGCACGGAGCAGAGAGGGGGACAUGGAGGAGGAGACAGCCGCGUAGCGCAGCGCAGCAGCGGGCAGAGAGAGGACGAACCCCCGCGCAGCACCUGUUGCUGAGCCACAGGGAGGAGCUGAGGACGACAGAAGAGCGGCAGGAUAUCUUUAAAUCAACUUUCUACUCAACUUCCACUUGGAGUUUGGCUUCCAGCCUCAAACGGAACCAUGCGCACCAACCUGCAGCCCAGUUCGCUGCUGUGCGUAAAGACGCAGUGAGGAGCUGCGGGAGUUUGUAAAACUUUGGAGAGACUGAGACUGAAGUGAUUCCGGCCCGUUUCGGUUCAGCUCGGCUCGGAAGGAUGCCUCGGCCCGGGAGGAACACCUACAGCGACCAGAAACCUCCGUACUCCUACAUCUCCCUGACGGCCAUGGCCAUCCAGAGCUGCCCGGAGAAGAUGCUGCCGCUCAGUGAGAUCUACAAGUUCAUCAUGGACCGCUUCCCCUACUACCGGGAGAACACGCAGCGCUGGCAGAACUCCCUGCGCCACAACCUCUCCUUCAACGACUGCUUCAUCAAGAUUCCCCGCAGGCCGGACCAACCCGGGAAGGGCAGCUUCUGGGCCCUGCACCCCAACUGCGGAGACAUGUUCGAGAACGGCAGCUUUCUGCGGCGCAGGAAGCGCUUUAAGGUGGGCGGCGUGCAGGUGACGGACCCGCUGGGCCCCAGCAAGCCGCAGGACGCCGCGCACUACCUGCAGCAGCAGGCCAAGCUGCGGCUGAGCGCGCUGCAUGCCGCCGCGCACCUCCCGCAGGUCCCGGCCGGGUACAGCCUGAGCUCCGUCACGCAGCCGUCCGGCUUCAAGCACCCGUUCGCCAUCGAGAACAUCAUCGCCAGAGAGUACAAGGUUCCGGGCGGACUGGCUGCCUUCCCCACCGCCGGGUAUCCGCUGCACAACCAGCUGACCCCGGCCUGGCCGCACAUGUACGGCCCGGGCGUGAUGGACCCCGCGGCCCCCAUCUCCAUGGCCCCCGGGGACUACUCCGCUUACGGCAUGCCGCUGAAGACGCUCUGCCACGGCGGCCAGACUCUGCCCGCCAUCCCGGUGCCCAUCAAACCCGCACCCGGCCUGCCCGCGCACAUCCCGGCCUUCCUGGCCCAUUCCCCGCGCUCCCUGAGCCCGACCUCCCCCCACACAGCCACCGGCCAGAGCAGCCCGGCCGCCCCCGCAGAGGCGCUGCAGUCGGCGGUGGCGGUGCACUGAGCGCCCCGCAGGACGCGCGGAGCGUGGAGAGCUGUGAGACAUUUGACCGGCCCGGUUCUGAGCUGAAGGUUCGGUGGAUCCUGCAGAGACGUGAAGCUGAAGGAAACUCAUGACUCAAACCCAACUUGAUACGUUUGUCUCACUUUGUCAGAACUGAAGAGGAAAGUUUCGAUAAACCAAAUAUUUCAGUUUGUCUCUAAUAACUGAUGAGGAGAAAAACUGGAUCAGAACCGUUCAUCCAACCAGAACCGUCGAUGGACCGUCUGUGAAGCACUUUCUAAGGCCUCGCUCUUCUUGUCUGUGUCUGCAUGCUGCUGUGAAUCCUGGUUCUGGUCCAUCAGAACGCAUGAAGGCUGAACGCCGCGUCUCUGCUUCUGUUCUCAUCUUUUAUCAAACUCAUCCGCUGUGGAAAAAAUUUAAAAGCAUAUUUAAAAAGUUUUAUUUAUUUCUGUCUCCUGCUGCUUUUUUGAUAAUCCUUAUUUUCUUUUCUAUUUGCUGCAAAUGCCGAACCAUAAAAAACUAAAGAACAAUUUUGCUGUUUUUAUUAAAUUGAUUUUUAGGCAGAUAGAUAAAAUUGACCGAUAAUUAAUUCAGGUAAUAAAUGAGUAAAAACGGACCAACAGAAAAUAGAAAGUGAUUUCAGAACCACAUGAAACCUGGUCUGCGUGUUUCUGCUGAGCAGGUAGAGGAGCCGCGAGAAGCUCACCUGUGGACAGGUGAGCUUCUCGCGGCUCUCCUGGCCGGCGCAACAACCAGCCGCUCAGUUCAAACCGUUUUCAUUCACAUUUAAACUUCUCCUGGUAAUUUAGGCGAAAAUAAAAAUUAUUUGAUGCUUUAUUGAGUCGCAGUUUCAGUUUUCAGCGGUUUUCAUUUUUAUGGUAAAAGAAAAUCAGAAGUUUGAACAUUUUUGUGAAUCAGGAUAAUUUUAACCUGACGGUCAUCGCGUUCUGAGCUCACUUCCAUUUAUUAAUUUAAGCUUUUGGUUCUUUGUUACUUUAUGUUCUGUAAAAAAUAGAAUAUGUAUUUUUUUCCUUUGUGUUUAAUUUGAUUUGAUCCCAAAAUGUUUGUGGA